This is a messenger RNA of Toxotes jaculatrix (banded archerfish), 780 nucleotides long. RefSeq names its product mediator complex subunit 31 (gene med31). NCBI's taxonomy places the organism in Eukaryota, Metazoa, Chordata, Actinopteri, Toxotidae. Gene Ontology annotation, cellular component: mediator complex; core mediator complex. The record is from RefSeq and is a predicted model, not a curated record. Gene Ontology annotation, molecular function: transcription coregulator activity. Bases 165 to 557 code for a protein of 130 amino acids. Gene Ontology annotation, biological process: regulation of transcription by RNA polymerase II. The transcript has 4 exons.
CCGAAGAAGAAGAAGUCGGUAAAUAUGGCUGCGAAAUUCUGACGGUGGUGAUUGAGAACAACGGAGAUUAUAAAAGACCAACACUCAGACGUUUUGUUCGUGUUUUAGUUAAACAGCUAACAUCUUAUUUUGCUUUAGGACCGUAUCUCUCCGGAGCCGGCGUCAUGGAAACAGAGGAGCAGGCCAGAAACCGUUUCCAGUCGGAGCUGGAGUUCAUCCAGUGUUUGGCCAACCCAAACUACCUGAACUUUUUGGCUCAGAGAGGUUUCCUGAGAGAGAGGCCCUUCAUUAACUACCUGAAGUACCUGCUGUACUGGAAGGAGCCUGAGUACGCCAAGUUCCUCAAGUAUCCUCACUGCCUGCACAUGCUGGAGCUGCUGCAGUACGAACACUUCAGGAAGGAGCUGGUCAACGCUCAGUGCGCCAAGUUCAUCGACGAGCAGCAGCUGCUGCACUGGCAGCACUACUCCAGGAAACGCACCCGGCUGCAGCAGGCGCUGGCCGAGCAGCAGCAGCAGCCACAGCAGCCGCCGCACGGGAACGCUGCCGCCAAGUGAUGAUGCCGCUGGAGGUGGGAGUAGACUGUACAUAGGAACGAGUGGGAUAGUCAACCUGUGGAUUGUAGUUCAGCUGGAGUUUUGAGACUGAUAUGGAUGUUUGAGAGUUUAAAAAUCCCUCAGCAACAAUCAGCCAAUUUUCUUUUUUCUUUUUAUACAUAAACAUGUAAAUAAUUUUUAUAAGAAUCCCUUAAACAUGGUUAUUAAAGAGCUGUGAGCAGGA